Molecule: messenger RNA, 482 nt
Organism: Entrophospora sp. SA101
Lineage: Eukaryota; Fungi; Glomeromycota; Glomeromycetes; Entrophosporales; Entrophosporaceae
Source: the annotation of a GenBank genome assembly
UGUAUCAAAAAGAUUAUUUAAUUCUUCUGGAAGAAUUAAUUCUUUAAAGAUCAAUGAUCAUAAUGAUAAAGAUAAUAACAACAAUGGACCUUUGAGUGGAAUUCGGGUAGUAGAUCUUACAAGAGUUUUGGCAGGACCUUAUUGUACGAUGCUAUUAGGAGAUCUUGGCGCUGAAGUGAUAAAGAUAGAGAACCCAUCAUCAGGUGAUGACACACGCUCAUGGGGUCCACCAUGGGCAAAAAAUAAAGAUCCAAAUGAUACAUCUAGACCUGAAAGCGCGUAUUUUCUUUCAUCAAAUCGAAACAAAAAAUCAAUCACAAUAAAUUUGAAAUCUGUUGAAGGUGUUAAGGUUGUUAAGGAUUUGGUAGAAAAAAGUGAUAUAUUCGUGGAAAAUUAUAUUCCAGGUAAAUUGGAUAAAUUAGGUAUAGGAUAUGAACAGUUAAACAAGAUUAAUCCCCGAUUGAUUUACACUUCAAUUACUG